UGUCGGCGAAAUUGAAAUGAACGUUAACUGUUCCUGAUCUGGUUUUGUGCUGCUGACUCUUUAAAAAGAUUGCUGUUUGGCGUCGAGGUCAAAGUCCUGGCCGAUUAACAGUUAUGGAGGAUCAUAUCGAGCUACAAAUCACUCCAGAAACUCCAGGCAGGCCUUCCAUAAGAAACCCAUUCGAGAGUCCUAAUGACCAUCACCACUUGCGUGAGCCCCUGGUUCCGAGCCCAUCAGUGUUCAAAUCCAAGCCAUGUAAAGCUACUCCAUCUAAGUUUAACUGGUCAAUUGAUGAAAUGGCUAGUCUUCUACCAGUACACAUAGACGCAGAGGAAAUCCAGCUACAGUCUUUUUACUUAAGUCAAACAAGGAUGGAUUCAGAUGUUGAGGAAAAAUGUCAGAAUGCUAUUGAACAGUUUUUCACCAAAGGAGCUAUUGUACCUUCCCCGUGGGCAGCGCCAGAAACCCGCAGAGCCCCUCAGCUCUAUAAAAAAAGUCCAAUGAUUGCAGAGGAAACUGAAAAAAUAUCAGUUGGUUGCCAAACAACCCUUUCACUACCUUUGGCUUUUGAUUUGGAGAAAAUACUAGGAGAAUAUUACCGCUGCGAGGAAGCAUGUGAUGCAGUGACGGAGAGCCUUAGUUCAUCGUCCUUGAGACGAAAACUCUUCCUUGAUGGCCAGUUCAGUUAUAGCAGUUCUGACAGCUCUACCCCACCAAGUCCAGAGAGAGUCCAUGGCACACAGGAGAGGCUGUUUCCCAACGGAAAAGGAGCUGUAGUGAGAGGCGAACCUGCUGAGGGAGAAGCUACAUCACCUGUCUUUUCAUCCCCUUUGUCCUGUGGCAUGUCAGCCAAGACUCCCUCUACGGGUCAAUUCUCAUCCAGUCCCAUCCAGCAUGGCUGCUUCAGAGACUGUAGCCUUGGCAGCAUCAACAGUCCUCUGUUUCCUGAUAGGUCAUCGCCUGCUGGACGUGUUUCUCCUACUAUUUCUCCUAUUCUAGCUCAUGCGAUACGGUCUCCCAUAGGCUCCGAGAGGAAGCAGCCAAACAGUUUGACCCCUUAUGGUGGUCCGCUAGACACAGAUGUCACUUCUUGCAACGACAGCCCAUUUGUUGAAGGUUGCUCUCCCAUUCGUAGCUGCUCUCCCCACCAAGCACAUCACCCAAAUGAGCCCCAGCACAUCUCUAGACACAAGCCCAGAUCUAAAUUCCACUGUUGGGCUUCACCUCCCCUCAUUUCCCCAAUCCUUAACCCCAAACUCCAAGAAAAUCAGGUGGCUGAGGAAGACCCCCCUUCUGCCUCCACAUCUUCUUCUCCCCCCUCUAUGGAACUUGACCCAUCAUCUCCUUUGGCCCUGGUCAUUCACCCUGCUGUCACUGAGCGAGUUAGCCUGGAUCCUGUGAAAAUGGAAGAGGGCAAGGAGAAGGCAAUAGAAAACAGGCUGGAUGUUGAGGAAGAGGAGGUGUUGGAGGAAAGUGGAGGACCUUCAGAACGGAUGACCAGCUCUCGUAUGGGCAAUGUGUCAGCAGCAGAAAGCUCUCAGAUGUUUCUGUCUCUUCUAACAGAGGGAAGCAGCAUCCGAUAUGACUCCAGCAUGCAGGUGGAUAGCGGCUAUAACACUACCUCAGCGGGCACUGCUAGCCUAAUCGAUGCCCUCGGGAUAGAUAGUCAAAGCAAAGAGUCCCUCAGCUCUAACCUUGAAGAUGCCUUCCCCUUCACUCGACACAUUAAAGUUAAGGGAUUUUAUCCUCACCACUGACCCACCUGAUUUAAAAGGGACCCCUCUUCCAGUGAAAGCUCAAGAUGAUUACUUUGCAAUCAAAUACAAAAAAAACGUUUACACGUUUGACACUUUUAUGAUAAAGUAAGACUGAAAAGUCAUCUGUUUAAGUUGGUGUGCAAAGAAGUAAAGCUGGUUAUUUGAUCUUUUAAGGGUAGUUUCCUGACUAAAUCAAAAUCUUUAUUGUAUAUUUUAUCAAAAGGUAAGUCUCACUUACCCCUACUGUAACACGACAAUUCUGUUGUCGGCUAUAAUUUUAGAUCCCAUAUAUUGGUGUGAGAAAAAGGGAAGAUAAACAAUUCUGUAUAAAAUUUGCACAACAGCAACUUUCUUGACUUAAAUUUGCUGUAUUUAAAAGUGAAUUUUGUGCAGACACAACUGACCUGAUAGAUUCUGAUGUUUGCAUCAGAUCUGCACUGUAUUUAAGUUUUUAUGAAACUGUAUCAUGUUUUCUUUAAGCUUUUUUUUUAUUGAAUGAGGAAGAAUAUUUCCAAUUCAGGUUUCAUCUGUGUUAUAGGAAUUAAGUUCUACAAUACACACUAAAUAAUGCCACUAAUUAAUUAAAAGCUGAGCAUAUACUUUUUUUUAAACAUAUAUACAUUAAACAUUGACUGGCUCUUUGUCACAUUAAAUUAACUUGAAUUCUU
Molecule: messenger RNA, 2425 nt
Organism: Melanotaenia boesemani (Boeseman's rainbowfish)
Lineage: Eukaryota; Metazoa; Chordata; Actinopteri; Atheriniformes; Melanotaeniidae
Gene: bora
Product: bora aurora kinase A activator
Exons: 12
Coding region: 114-1757 (547 amino acids)
Biological process (GO): activation of protein kinase activity; regulation of mitotic spindle organization; regulation of mitotic nuclear division
Cellular component (GO): cytoplasm; nucleus
Molecular function (GO): protein kinase binding
Source: RefSeq, a predicted model, not a curated record